Messenger RNA from Ailuropoda melanoleuca (giant panda), 4183 nucleotides. It is a transcript of the gene CCNF, whose product is annotated as cyclin F. Gene Ontology annotation, molecular function: protein binding. The record is from RefSeq and is a predicted model, not a curated record. Lineage: Eukaryota; Metazoa; Chordata; Mammalia; Carnivora; Ursidae. The transcript has 17 exons. Bases 99 to 2681 code for a protein of 860 amino acids.
GGGGCGCGGGCGGCGGGCGGACACCGAGCGGGACGGCUUGGGCCCUUCGGCCCCGCGUGCGGGGCGUCCCGGAGGUGCCCGUCCGGCGCGCGGUUUAAAUGCCCGGCGGCGCGGCGGGUGCGGGUGGGCUUGGCGUGAACGCCCAGCGCGGGGCCCGGCACCUGUCGCGGGCUGAGUACCGCGUCCGGCCUAGAGCGAGGAGACGAGGACAGUGUGGCGGUCACAUCAAGGUACUCUGUGGGCCUCGGUCGCCCCGCGCGGCCCCGUUAACUGCUGUGAUCCACUGUCGGUGUGCCAAGUGUUUCUGUUACCCUACAAAGCGAAGAAUAAGGAGGAGACCCCGGAACCUAACCAUCUUGAGCCUCCCGGAAGAUGUGCUCUUUCAUAUUCUGAAAUGGCUUUCUGUUGGAGACAUCCUGGCUGUCCGAGCUGUGCACUCCCACCUGAAGUACCUGGUGGACAACCAUGCCAGUGUCUGGGCAUGUGCCAACUUCCAGGAGCUGUGGCCUUCUCCAAGGAACCUGAGGCUCUUUGAAAGGGCUGCCGAAAAGGGAAAUUUUGAAGCUGCCGUGAAGCUGGGCAUAGCCUACCUCUACAAUGAAGGCCUGUCUGUGUCUGAUGAAGCCCGUGCGGAAGUGAACGGCUUGAAGGCCUCUCGCUUCUUCAGUCUCGCUGAGCGACUGAAUGUGGGUGCCACGCCUUUCAUUUGGCUCUUCAUCCGUCCUCCGUGGUCGGUGUCUGGAAGCUGCUGCAAGGCCGUGGUCCAUGAGAGCCUCAGGGCAGAGUGCCAGCUGCAGGGAGUGAGUCCUGGCGACGGACACAUGUGGGGCCGACGUGCCGGACAGUCCGAGCCCCAUCGGACUCACAGAGCAUCCCUACUGCACUGCCUGGGGAGAGUGCUCAGUCUCUUCGAGGAUGAAGAGCGGAAGCAGCAGGCCCGGGACCUGUUCGAAGAGUCUGCUAAUCAGGGCUGUCUGGCCAGCUCGUACCUCCUCUGGGAACGUGACAGGAGGACAGACAUGUCAGAUCCCGGGCGAUGCCUCCACAGCUUCCGGAAACUCAGGGACUACGCGGCCAAAGGCUGCUGGGAAGCACAGCUGUCUUUAGCCAAAGCCUGUGCACAAGGAGGCCAGCUGGGACUAGACGCGAAGGCCUCGGGCGGGAUGGUGCGCCAGCUGUUUCAGAUGUCCCGUGCCGUCAGCAAGCAGCAGGUCUUCUCUGUGCAGAAGGGCCUCAGCGACACGAUGAGGUACAUCUUGAUUGACUGGCUGGUGGAAGUCGCCACCAUGAAGGACUUCACGAGCCUGUGCCUCCACCUGACCGUGGAGUGCGUGGACCGGUACCUGCGGAGGAGGCCGGUGCCCCGGUUCAGGCUCCAGCUGCUGGGCAUUGCCUGCAUGGUCAUCUGCACGCGGUUUAUCAGCAAAGAGAUCCUGACGAUCCGUGAGGCUGUGUGGCUCACAGACAACACGUACAAGUAUGAGGACCUGGUGCGGAUGAUGGGAGAGAUCAUCUCUGCCCUGGAAGGGAAGAUUCGGGUCCCCACUGUGGUUGAUUACAAGGAUGUCCUGCUGACGCUGGUCCCUGUGGCGCCGAGAACCCAGCACCUGUGCAGCUUCCUGUGUGAGCUGUCCCUGCUGCACACCAGCCUGGCCGCCUACUCUCCAGCCCGCCUGGCCUCAGCCGCCCUGCUGCUCGCAAGGCUGACGCAUGGGCAGACACAGCCCUGGACCACGCAGCUGUGGGACUUGACUGGGUUCUCCUGUGAAGACCUCAUACCCUGUGUCCUGAGCCUUCAUCAAAAGUGCUUCCAUGAUGACGCCCCCAAGGACUACAGGCAAGUGUCUCUGACCGCCGUGAAGCAGCGAUUUGAGGACAAGCGCUACGAAGAGAUCAGCCAGGAAGAGGUGCUGAGCUAUGGCCAGCUGUGCGCAGCUCUGGGAGUGAAGCAGGGCAGUCCGGAGCCCACGUCUUUCCUCAGCACGGGGGACAUCCACGCCUUCCUCACGUCGCCGUCAGGACGGAGGACCAAGCGGAAGCGGGAGAACAGCCUCCAGGAGGACAGGGGCAGCUUUGUCACCACGCCCACCGCGGAGCUGUCCAGCCAGGAGGAGAUGCUGCUGGGCAGCUUUCUGGACUGGAGCCUGGACUACUGCUCUGGCUACGAGGGUGACCAGGAAAGCGAGGGCGAGAAGGAUGGUGACGUGACGGCCCCCAGCGGCAUCCUCGAUGUCACCGUGGUCUAUCUGAGCCCCGAACAGCACUGCUGCCAGGAAUCAAGUGAUGAGGAGGCCUCCCCGGAGGAUAGGGGACGCCAGGACCCACACGUCUGGGUACCAGGCCCCCAGACGCCUACUACGCCAGGGCCUGAGCCUCGGCUCUGCAGCACAAGGGAGCCAGGCAGGGACAGCGUGACCUCAGGGUACUCCUCCAUCAGCAGUGCGAGUCCCACAAACUCAGUGGACGGCGUCUCGGGGGGCCCUCCCCAAUCUACCUCAGUGCUGUCCCCAGGCAGCACCUCAGACACACAGCCUUGCCGCCAUCAUGCCAGGAAGUCGUGUUUACAGUGUCGCUCUGCGAGCCCUCCAGAGAGCAGCGUUCCCCAGAUGAAGAGGAAAAACCUAUCCACCCACAGCAAGGAGGAGGAGGAGGAAGGGAGGGACCUGAGCCGGGCUUGCUGAGGCUGUGAGUGUGCCCGCGCAUGCCACAGGGAACGUUUGCUGAGGGAGGGCUCUCGCUGCACUAGGAGACACGGCGGGGGGGGGGCGGCCGCUGGAGAUGGAUGCCAUGGGGACCGCCGAUGGCUUUCACCCAGGGAACGAAGAGACCAUGGGACACUAAGUUUCUUUUUCCAGGGUAGUCCCAUGCAAGCCGGCAGAAUGUCCAAAUCAGAACAAAAAUUUGGAUUCUUCCCUUUGGAAAGCUUAGCCUCAAAGCAAUCAUGCCACGCCCCAUGAAGCCCGUUUCUCUGUCCCCUCUUGUGUCUGUCCUGCUCUCUCUGGGGACCUUGAGCCCACGUACUGACCUCCCCAGCCCCACCGAACCCCAUCCCAGAGCCGACAGCUUUCACAGUUGAGGGCUCAUGUGACCAGGUAACUUGGUACAGCUCCCCUCCCGGCAUCUCUCUGGUUCUGGGUUGCGGUGGGGGCUGACAGCUCUGAGCGCACCACCGUCCUCAUACCUGUGCCGUGGCUCCUGUCCUCACUCGGCAGGUCCCCUGCUGAGGGAGCCCUGCCCCUGCACACUGCUGUGGACUGCAUGGGACUGCCAGGUGCGGGGGCCGUGACUGCUUUCAGGCCAGGGCCUUGACGUCUUGGCCCUAAGCUCCCUGCCCACCACACUCUCAGCUCCUUCAGAAAUCUCUUCCUUCCUCCAUAGUGGUUUGUCUUUGUCCCCAGCAGGUGGUGUCCAUACGAACACCUCUCUUUGCACUGAAUUUCUAGGCCAUUUCUUUUCUUGUCUUUAUUUCCAUCCUUCGUUCUUUAAAGAUGGAAACAAAAAAAAAUUAAAGAUAGAAGGCAUUAAAUUUUAAAGAGAGAUUCUUAACUUUAGGCUCAACUAAAGAAAAAGGGAACGUCUAUCUGAUUGAGACCCCUCAGUGGUCUCCUGACACUCUUCCCAGAGAGAUUAGACAGAAAAAAACUAAACGUCAUUUGUAACAUCUGAGGUGUCCACUGUGCAAAGGGGCGGGAUUUAGAAGACCCGUCCCCACCUGCUGGGCGAGAGUGCAUCUGCAGUGGGUUCCUGAGGCUCCCCCACACCUGCCACUUCCUGGGUGCAGCAGCCAGAACACCGGCGGGAUCUGCUCCAGACUGAGCCCGACCACCCCCGUCCACCCCGGGCGGGUGGACCACGGAGACAUGUGCCCUACAGUGGUAGCUUCUGUUUCUUCUCAAAACAUCGGGAAGAACCACCGGGCCAGGAGCGUCCCCCCACAUGCUCCUGAACCAGAGCUCUGUGGAACAAAGAGAUGGCUUUUCUGGUGCUUUGGGGGGCGUGUUCCUUGGGGAGCUGUCUUCCUGCUACUGUGAGAGAAUCCUGACUACCCUGGGUGGGGCAUGGUUGGGAUUCCUGUCAACCGUGUGCCCCUGGGCCUGUGUGAGCCUCGAUAUCCUCAUCUGUAAAAUGGGGCCAUAGUACCUACCUCACAGGGGUGUUGUGGGGAUUAAAUGUGAUGAGGGUA